AUGUCAAAUAACCUCCUUUCCCUCGCAGGGUGGACCUUUCUCCCAAACCUUGUAACAGGAUGGGUCCAAAAUAUAUACUAUGGCAUCACUAUUCGUGCCGGUGAUCCUAAGCCUCAACCUGGCACGCCACGCUUCAUCCUUCACAGACAACGUAUCCACAUCAUAGUUGUCUCUGCCUACCUACUAUACACAAUCUACGAAGCAGACUGGGACAUCCGGAGGGCGAGCGAUUUCUACCAAGAUCUAGGGAUCGCACAUACUGCUCCCGAGAGGGAAAUCAAAUCUCGGUUCCGGCGCUUAGCAGCCAUCUACCACCCCGACAAACUCUCAUCUUCUUCCACUUCCUCGGAGGCAUACUUCGUCCACCUCAAGCAAGCACAAGACACGCUUCUCAACCCCGCCAAACGAUUCGCGUAUGAGCGAUUUGGGCCGUCUAUCCUAGAAUGGCAACGCUGUUCUAGUGUCCGCGACUUCAUAGUCCAAGGCCUCCAGUCGAUCCUUCCAUACUACGGCGUGGCGGCAAUAUUCAUGUAUAUCCUCGGUCUGCUAGGAUAUCUCGAAUGGGGCAAAUACUGGCGCUGGCUUACGCUCGUCGUCCUCUGCGUUUUCGAACUCCACACCAUUUCACGUCCAUACUUCCCUCACGUUGCCACGAAGUUAAUAAAUCCCCUCCUCACGACCUUCACGCGCCACCCGCCCUACCUACCAUUUCAACUCAUCCAGCUGGCGCGAAAACUUAGCGUCACCCUUUAUAUCGCAUUUUCUCAGAUUGGGCCCCUUCUACAACCACCGUCCAUCAUCCCAGCAAAUGCGAACCCAGAAAUUGCAUUAAAGCAACAAUUAGACCGAUUAGAGGCUACGGCGAAGGCCGCCGACAUCGAAGCCACGAGAUUAAUGGGCAUGGAAAUGAGCCCAUUUGUUGGAGAUAAUGAGGCACUGAGGGAUGUCAAAGGGAAGGUUAAGGACUGGUUGGUCGAAAAUACUAUAAGAUCAGAUCCGGAAGUACGCGAUGCAUUGGGAAAUUUACUGAAGCGAAGACGGGCAGACGCGCCAGUCGGUGCAAGAGGGAAUAGAUAG
This is a messenger RNA of Hyaloscypha bicolor E, 1077 nucleotides long. RefSeq names its product membrane associated DnaJ chaperone-like protein. The transcript has 2 exons. Gene Ontology annotation, cellular component: endoplasmic reticulum. The record is from RefSeq and is a predicted model, not a curated record. Bases 1 to 1077 code for a protein of 358 amino acids. Gene Ontology annotation, molecular function: protein-folding chaperone binding; misfolded protein binding. Lineage: Eukaryota; Fungi; Ascomycota; Leotiomycetes; Helotiales; Hyaloscyphaceae.